UGCCCCCCUUCCGGCCCCGGGCGCAGGCCGCGCGGCUCCGGCAUGGGGGAGCCGGGGGAGCCCCGGGACCGGGCGCUGGACUGGCACUUCCUGCGCUGCACCAAGGGGGCGCUGCUGGGCACCGAGCUGGCCCUGUGUUUUCUGAUCUUCCUGCUGCUGACGGUCUCGGCCUCGGCCUACAUGGCGCCCGCCCUGCUGGAGGCGCUGCUGGCAGCCGGCGCCCUGGGCCUGCGUCUCACCCGCUGCCAGGAGAGGGCGCCCCGGAUCCACUGGCCCUGCCUGACCUUCGGCCUCAUCCUCAUCGCCAUAUUUGCCUACGACGCCUUCAGCACCUACUGGGCUGAGAUCAGGCCAGAGCCAGCCCAGGAUGGCAACGGGAACCUGGCGUAAGAGGAAAAUCACCCCCCGCUGGGGACAGAAAUAAUCCCCCUGAUCUCCCCCCUCAACAAUGUUGGUGCCCCUCACUCCUAACCCGCAGCCCCUGCCCCCCCCAGCUCUGCCGGUGCCCCUCACUCCCGACCCGCAGCCCCUGCCAGCCCAGCCCUGGCCCUGGACCCCCUGCAACACCCCCAGUCCUUGGGGCCAGGGGUGGCUCCAGGCACCAGCACGCCAAGCACGCAGCCUGCGGAGGGUCCGCUGGUCCCGCGGCUUCGACAGGCCUCCCGCAGGCGCCGCCGAACCCGCCGGAUCGGGGCCUCCCGCAGGCGCCGCCGAACCCGCCGGAUCGGGGCCUCCCGCAGGCACCGCCGAACCCGCCGGAUCGGGGCCUCCCGCAGGCGCCGCCGAACCCGCCGGAUCGGGGCCUCCCGCAGGCGCCGCUGAACCCGCCGGAUCGGGGCCUCCCGCAGGCACCGCCGAACCCGCCGGAUCGGGGCCUCCCGCAGGCGCCGCCGAACCCGCCGGAUCGGGGCCUCCCGCACCGCCCGCCUCCCUGCCGUGCCUGGGCAAAGGGGCGCAGGGUGUUGUGCUCAAAGUGCCAGACAGGAUCUUUUCAGGGGGAUUGAGGCAAAACACCACAUUUAUUAGUAAUACAGGGAUCAAUGAAUCCUCUACGACAUGCAUAUGAGAAAUAUCACACACACACACACACACACACACACACACACACACACACACACACACACACACCCCGUCUUGCUGUUCUUACCAACGAGCUGCUCCCCUGAACUGCACCGGGCAGGUGCGUUCGCUGGGGGAGGGCUGGAGCCGAUCCGGAUCGAUGCUCCGCUGGUGACGAGAGACCCGGGGUCCUCCUGCCAGACCCCUCCCAUUUCUAGCAGCAAAUCUAGACCAGAGCCAAAAUCUAGGGCCGUGUCCGUGGGGCCGUGUCCGUGGGGUCGUGUCCGUGUCCGUAGGUCCGUGUCUGUGGGUCCGUGUCCGUGGGUCCGUGUCCGUGGGGCCGUGUCCGUGGGUCCGUGUCCGUGGGUCCGUGUCCGUGGGGCCGUGUGCUGCGUUUCUCGGGGGGUGUCCCGGUGCUGCUCCCAGAGGGUGGUUUCUAAAGCAGGUGCUGGCUUCUAACCCCUGAGGCCGUCACUGUGUCUGCGGGUCUUUGCUGGGCCCACGGGCCAAGUUGUGUUGUCCUUGGCUCCGGCUCCCAUUCCCGCGGCGCUGCUGUCGCUGUCUGGAGCUGGGGGUCUUCCACGCCUCCCUCAGUCACACCUCACU
Molecule: messenger RNA, 1665 nt
Organism: Mauremys mutica (yellowpond turtle)
Lineage: Eukaryota; Metazoa; Chordata; Testudines; Geoemydidae
Gene: CMTM5
Product: CKLF like MARVEL transmembrane domain containing 5
Exons: 4
Coding region: 43-390 (115 amino acids)
Source: RefSeq, a predicted model, not a curated record